UCCGCAGAACCCAACGUACUGAACCGGAUAAUUCGACCGAGUUAAACGGGUCAAUGGACCGGAGCCGCAGCGACUAUUUCUGCUUCCUCUCCUCCCUCCUCCUCCCUCUCUUCGCCCUCGCCGCCGCUCGGCCCGCCAGCUUUCUGCAAGAUUUCCGGGUCUACUUCGCCGGAACCCACAUACGGCAGACGGAAGGCGGCUCGGCGGUCCAACUGAUGCUCGACCCUUCUUCCGGAUGCGGGUUCUCUUCGAAGAAGAUGUACCACUUCGGCCGGGUCAGCAUGAAGAUUAAGCUCAUUCCCGGCGACUCCGCCGGCACCGUCACCGCCUUCUACAUGAACUCGGACACCGACUCGGUCCGUGACGAGUUGGACUUCGAGUUCCUGGGGAACCGGACCGGCCAGCCGUACACGGUCCAGACCAAUGUGUAUGCUCACGGGAAGGGCGACCGGGAGCAGCGGGUCAACCUCUGGUUCGACCCGUCUAAGGAAUUCCACACCUACUCCAUCACGUGGAACCGCCAACAAGUCUUGUUCGCCGUCGACGACGUGCCAAUCCGGGUGUACAAGAACAACGCGGCGGUGGGGGUGGCGUACCCGUCGGCGCAGCCCAUGCGGGUGUACUCGACGCUGUGGGAGGGCGACGACUGGGCGACGCGCGGCGGGAUGGAGAAGAUCGACUGGAGCAAGGCGCCGUUCUACGCCUACUACAAGGACUUCGACAUCGAGGGCUGCGACGUCUCCAGCGCCGCCGACGCCGCCUGCGUCGCCGACCAGCGCAACUGGUGGGAAGCGCCGGCGUACCGCCAGCUCAGCCCGGAGCAGGCCAGGAAGUACCGCUGGGUGAGGACCAACUUCAUGAUCUACGACUACUGCACCGACAAGACGCGCUACCCAGUGCCGCCGCGCGAGUGCCUCGCCGGAAUCUGAGCCCCGCCGCCCCCGGCGGACGUCGGUCGCAUGCAUGGGUAAUGAAGCUUUUGCAUGAGUAUAUAUGCAUAAUGUGAUUUAUGCGGUUAUAUAAAGAUCAAAUGGUUUAUAUGUCGAUCUCUAUAAAAUAAAUUACGGAUCAACUUACCAACGGUCAAAUAUUUAUUUGUAUUCAUGAAACACAAUAAUGAGAAGCAAUAUAAUAGCUUAAUUGAUGAAUUAA
Zingiber officinale is the source of this 1152-nucleotide messenger RNA. RefSeq names its product probable xyloglucan endotransglucosylase/hydrolase protein 7. The transcript is spliced from 4 exons. The record is from RefSeq and is a predicted model, not a curated record. Gene Ontology annotation, biological process: xyloglucan metabolic process; cell wall biogenesis. Lineage: Eukaryota; Viridiplantae; Streptophyta; Magnoliopsida; Zingiberales; Zingiberaceae. Gene Ontology annotation, molecular function: hydrolase activity, hydrolyzing O-glycosyl compounds; xyloglucan:xyloglucosyl transferase activity. The coding region runs from base 54 to 929 and encodes 291 amino acids. Gene Ontology annotation, cellular component: cell wall; apoplast.